AUGUACACCGUACCGUCGGAGGCGAAGCCUCAUCUCCGGACACUGAUGGCCUGGCCGGAUAUGACAUCGGCUCCAGAAGAAGUUGGGCUGACCAUGGAGGGUGACUUGCAUCUAGCGCGUCAGGAGAUCGCAGCCAUUGCAAGCGCAAUUGCCCGUUUCGAGCCCGUUUGGCUCUUCGCAAGACAGCCCAAUGUUGAGGGUGCGAUGACCUACGUCUCCAAAGCGGUCACGGUCAAGCCAUUGGAAGUAGACCAAAUCUGGAUCAGAGACUCCGGGCCAGUCUUUGUAGCAGAUGCUGACGGGAACCUCGCCGGCGUUGACAACAGGUUCAAUUAUUGGGGCGACAAGUUCGAUGUUCCUGGAGCUGCUGAUGCGUCUGUUGCUAAGCGGAUACUCGAGGCUGAAGGCGUUCCAAGAGUCCAAGCGCCACUUAUCACGGAAGGAGGGGCGCUUGAGUUCGACGGCGAAGGCACAUUGCUUGCAACUGAAAGCUCAAUCAUCAACCCGAACAGGAACCCCGGCAAGUCGAGAUCACAGCUGGAAGAAGGCCUGAGAAAGACCUUUGGUGUGAGCAGGUUCAUAUGGCUGGAGGGCGCAGUGGGAAUUGACAGCACUGAUUGCCAUGUGGACGCUCUUGCACGCCUGGUUCCGGGCGACACCGUCCUACUGAGCCGUCCGAAUGAUGCUGUAUCGAGAGACAGCAUUCAAUACCGCCUCUACCAGCAAGCAAGAUCGGUGCUUGAACAUGCGACUCUUGCAUCCGGAAAUGCGCUGAAGAUCGUGGAGAUGGAAGAAGCGGAGGGGACGCCUCGAGCGAGAGUCGGUCGGACGGGAUCUGGAGAGCUGCCGUGCCUAAGCUACGUCAACUACUACCUUCCCAACGGCGCUGUGAUUGUUCCGGCCUUCGGUGAUUCGAGGACAGAUGCGCGGGCGAUUGCGACGAUUCAACAAGCGUGGCCUGAGCGCGAGGUCGUACCAGUAAAACUGAAUUGGAUGGCGUAUUGUGGCGGCGGUGUUCACUGUGCUACACAGCAGUGGCCGGCCUUGCCGAAGCGUCAGUAG
This is a messenger RNA of Neohortaea acidophila, 1062 nucleotides long. RefSeq lists its product as uncharacterized. The transcript has a single exon. Gene Ontology annotation, molecular function: protein-arginine deiminase activity; agmatine deiminase activity. NCBI's taxonomy places the organism in Eukaryota, Fungi, Ascomycota, Dothideomycetes, Mycosphaerellales, Teratosphaeriaceae. The coding region runs from base 1 to 1062 and encodes 353 amino acids. Gene Ontology annotation, biological process: putrescine biosynthetic process. The record is from RefSeq and is a predicted model, not a curated record.